GCGUUCUUGGGCUCCUUCGUUUGAUUGCGAUUUCUCUACUCAAUUAUGACUCCUGCAGUAAAAUUUUGUUGGUAGCCAUUUUGAAUGUCGAUUUCGCAUCCCGUGUAAUCGUUGCCUUAUUUCUCUAUAGAGAGAUAGGUUUUUUUUUUCUAUUGAUAUAGCUGUUCGAGAUAUCAGUUUGGGAGAUUAUCUAUAUACUUGGCCAAGAUCAUUGGUUUCACAGAACCUCGUCAGGAGUCUUUUCUCAACCCCUAGAAGUCAGUCCAAUGUGCUGGGCCGCACAUAACCGCGUACUUCUUUAUCUGACAACAGAACGGCUGGCAAGCUUGCUCCCGCCGAGGGCAUGAACGGGAAACACAGUAAUGAAAAGUCCGCCGAGGACGCUCAGCCUCCAAAACAGGGGCCGCCAGCACCGCCGAACCACCUCACCGACGAUGAGGUGAGCAACCGGGAAGGAACUGGUGCCAACAAGGACCCGGCGGGGAACCUCGACCCGGAGUCUGCCGCCGCUUCGAUGACAUCGAGGCGCCACAGCAGGGGGGACGCGCACUCCACAACCUCGUCGAACCACAACAGCGACCACGACCACGACCACGAUGACGACGAUGGACUGUCUCGCGUGUCGACGCACGCCUCGAUGGGCCCCGACAGCGCAGCCGAAGUGGAGCAGUUCAGCUCCUUCGUCGAGGUGCCCGACGAGGUGUACGACCGCUUCUCGCGGCGCCGCAAGCUGCUCAUCGUGGCGGUCCUGUCGUACUGCUCCUUCCUGGCGCCGAUAUCGAGCACGACUGUGCUUUCAGCCGUCCCAGAGGUCGCGGCCGAGUACGCCACCACGGGGACGGUCAUCAACUUGAGCAAUGCGCUUUACAUGUUGUUCAUGGGUCUGUCACCCAUGUUUUGGGGCCCCCUGAGCCAGGUGUAUGGACGUCGCAUCAUCAACUUGACGACAGCCGCCCUGUUUUUCGUCUGCAGCAUCGGAACAGCGCUUGCGCCCAACCUGGUGGCCUUUUUCAUCUUUCGCAUCUUGACUGCAUUUGAGGGGACAUCUUUCAUCCUCGUGGGAUCUACUUGCAUCAGCGACAUAUACCGCCCUACAGAGCGCGCAACGGGCAUGGGAUGGUUCCUGUCAGGAACCCUUAUCGGUCCAGCCCUCGGCCCCUUCGUGGGCGGCAUCAUAGUCACCUUCCAGUCCUGGCGCGUCAUAUUCUGGCUGCAGACGGCGCUGGCGGGUACCGCCGUGAUCCUCGUCUUCUUCUUCCUGCCCGAGACGGCGCACCACAAAAAGAUCGACGACCUUGUCGGCUACUCGGGCGCGCGCAAGGCACGGGUACUGGCCUCCAUGAUCAACCCGCUGCGCGUCAUCCGGCUGUACGUGUACCCGAACCUCAUGGUGACGGGACUGGCGGCGUCGGCACUGCUCUUCAACAUGUACAGCCUCCUGACUCCGAUCCGGUACGUGCUCAACCCGCGCUUCGGGCUGACUACACCGCUCCAGGGUGGGCUCUUCUACCUCGCUCCGGGCUGCGGCUACCUCGUCGGCACCUUUGUCGGUGGCCGCUACGCAGACUACACGGUGCGCCGGUACAUGGGCAAGAAGGGCGGGCAGCGCGUGCCCGAGGACCGCCUCCGGUCCGCUCUGCCCUUCAUAGGCAUCGUCAUCCCCGCCUGCACGCUGGCGUACGGAUGGGGCGUCGAGCGCAACAGCGGCGGGAUCCCCCUCGCCGUCAUCGCGCUUUUCCUUCAGGGGGUAGCGCAGCUGUUUUGCUUCCCGAGUUUAAACACCUACUGCCUCGACGUGAUGCAGAGCCGCGCGCCAGAGGUCGUCGCGGGUAACUACAUGAUGCGGUACCUGUUUGCGUGCCUGGGAACGGCCGUGGUCCUGCCCGCGAUCCAGGGAAUCGGCGUCGGGUGGUUUAGCACAAUCAGCGCGGCGUUUACAAUGUUUGGCGCGGCGGGCCUGGUCGCGAGCGUGGCGUGGGGCAAGCGGUGGCGAGAAGGGAUCGAUGCGGAGAGGAGGAGGAAGAGGAGCGAGAAGAGCAAGCGCAGGGCCAAGGUGGCGGAUGGAGGUGAAUCGGGCGUCGUGCCGUAGUAGGAGGAAAGAACGGGAGGAAAUGCUACCACCCCCACCAUUACUACUACCACUACCACCACUACCACUGGCACGGAGUCCUUUACGGUAGGGCUUUUGGGAUGACGGGGGGCGAAUGUGGGAUGGGGCGGCUGCAUAAUUUUGGGCACCCAUAAUUUUCACUUUUGACUUUCGCUCUCGCCAAACCAACCAGCAGUCAGGGAACUCGCAUCCGGAUGGAUGAGCGGCUAGCUAUCUUGGGAAUUGUCUGAAAAAGGUUGAUCGAGUGGACUUUCAGGCCUGGACACCAAGAAUAGCUGGACACUUUUUGUGUUCUGAUCACGUCGCAUACCGCCACUACAUUUCUUACGGGGAGUAUACGUAGCAUUUUACAGCAUAUUACAUAGUAAUCCGAGUGCGAAAGAAAAGACCGCAUAAAUUCAGUGUUGUUGGAAAUAGUAAUCCACGUGGUACCGGCCAA
Molecule: messenger RNA, 2549 nt
Organism: Pyricularia oryzae 70-15
Lineage: Eukaryota; Fungi; Ascomycota; Sordariomycetes; Magnaporthales; Pyriculariaceae
Exons: 3
Coding region: 344-2089 (581 amino acids)
Biological process (GO): transmembrane transport
Molecular function (GO): transmembrane transporter activity
Source: RefSeq, a predicted model, not a curated record